GGACCUAAAUUGGAUUGUACAUGCUAUGAUCAUAAAAUGAGAGGUGCUCAUUGUAAACAUAUACUCUACAUUCUAUUAAAAGAACUCCAGAUUGAAGAUUUAACAAAUACCAUUUACAUGACACAGUUUCCUUCUGAUCAAGUAAGUCAUCUUGAUUCACUUUGUUUGUAUUGAUUUACGUAGCUUUUACAAGACAUUUUCAGUCAUUAUCAUGCUGUUGCUUAAAUGUGACUAUUACCUUCAUUUCUUUCGCCUUUUUUUUUUUUUUUCAAUUCAAUAAAUGCCACCUAAAGACCUUACUCCUAAACAAAUAUCAAAUGGUAUAAGUUAUGUUCAAAAAGAAGCACCUUUUCUAGCACGUCUUAGAGGAAAGCAACAAGAACAACAAAAAGCUACUCAAAAGUUCGAAAACUAUCAAGAUGGACAAGACGAUCAAGAUUACGAUGAACUAGAAGGCGCUCAAAUAGUCGAAUUAGACAGUCAUGGAAAAGGUAAAAUUUCCAUGUGUUUUCCUAAAAUUAACAUUAUGAUAGAAAUACAUCAAGAUGAACCAGAAAAACCGCAAGAACCAGAAGAACCAGAACAACCAGCAGUGGAUGAACAUGGUCGACUAUUGUUUCGUAAAAGAAAAGGGGAAACUUCUGCUUCUUCAAAACGAAAAUUAAAAUCUAUCAUUGAUGAGGAAAUCAAGAAAACAGAGCCAAAAAAGAAAAAGAAAAACAAAGCGUCUAAAACAAGUUUAUUAUCUUUUGAUGAUGAUGAAUAAACAAAAUAAAUAAAUAUUCUACCGAUUAA
Molecule: messenger RNA, 795 nt
Organism: Gilbertella persicaria
Lineage: Eukaryota; Fungi; Mucoromycota; Mucoromycetes; Mucorales; Choanephoraceae
Exons: 1
Source: RefSeq, a predicted model, not a curated record